Pseudophryne corroboree (corroboree frog) is the source of this 1358-nucleotide messenger RNA. RefSeq lists its product as uncharacterized. The record is from RefSeq and is a predicted model, not a curated record. The transcript is spliced from 3 exons. Bases 247 to 924 code for a protein of 225 amino acids. Lineage: Eukaryota; Metazoa; Chordata; Amphibia; Anura; Myobatrachidae.
UUUCUUGGGUUUGAGGACAGCCGUGCAGAUGUAUCCAGCCAGACCCUUGAAAAGUCUUCCGAAACGAGGACAAGUGGAGCUCCUGGAGCAGCGGCAUCACAGGAUGGAGAAGUGGUGCCACGAACCAGCAGCGGACUAGCUUCGGGGAUUGGUUCGUACUUCAGGCCGGAUCUCCUACAGGGGUCGUCAGAGGAUGACGAGGUGGAAGUGCAGGAUGAUCCAGUUGCUACAUCCCUGCCUGCCCAAAUGAAUGUGGUGGCAGACAUCCAGGAAGGGCAGAAUCCCUCAACUGUUCAGAGGGUUCACACCCUGGCAUCAGAGAUUGGGACACGCCAGGAUACAUACACAAAUGUUGUGGGAAGCAGACUGGACAACAUUGAGAGGACAAUGGAGAAAAUGUCCAACAAUCUGCAUGAACUGCAGAAGACUAUUUCCGACAGCACGGCCACAAUACUACAGAUCAUAAUUGAAGAUCGUAGGGAGAAUAGGAACAUACUUAACAUCAUGUCCGAUUCCUUGGUCAAGCUUGUGGAAAAAAACACAUGUUUGGCAGAAAGCAAUAAGAACAUGUCGGAUAGUCAUCGACACUCCGCUUCCAGCCAACAGGUCAUGGCAACCACACUGCAGAUGAUCUAUGAUAAGCUCCCAGUACCAGCUCAUCAACACGCUGGUGAUCCACCAUAUCCGCCGUCUCAAGCCACAAGGACGCAUCGUACCCUUCCUCAAGUCCCAUCCCAGUACAGUCAGUCACAGAUGUACCAGGGAUAUACAGGGAUGUACCCCACCCCCCAGAUGCCUCCACCACCAGCCGCACAUUCUUCAACAGCAUGGGCACCGAGGGCCAGUCGACAUACUCCCCAGCCUCCCAGGACAUCCACGCCCUAUCAGGGGGAAGAAGAGGAUCCGGACAGACUUCCACCAUAAACCCGGUCGUAUUAUUUUAUUUUAUUUUAAAUGUUUUUCAUGUAUCCCUGUCUUCCCCUCCCAUUAGUUUGUUGUUUUUCUUACUAUUGUUUAUUAUUUGUUGGGCUUCCCCACCCGUGACCGGGUACUACCAAGGAGCUUUGUGUAGGCAUACAUGCGCGGGCAUGUAUGCGGGCGCGUGUGGUAACGGAUGAAAGCUCCUUGCGGCUACAUGUAUGAUGGGCCAAAGAGCUAUUCUGAUACCCCCUUUUUCUUCAAAAAAUCCUUUUUGUAAUGAUGUACAGUAGACUUUCAUUGUGUGAAUUUACUAUUCACUAGUCUGUGUUUUUGACUUAUUCAUAGGAUUGUUGAGGAAAAAUGAAGUGGACGGCAUAAGAUUGUGUUGAGCGUACCAAGGUGAGUAGAACCAUGUUUAAUUCAAGAAACUUUGAACC